AUGUUGGUCGGCGCAGAGGCAUUUUUUGAUCUUCUACUGUCAGGUAAGAUAAGGAUGUCCGUAGAUCUCCCGCUGCUGCAGGAAAGCGUCCUAGGCUGGCUUGUAUCGGGCCCGGUGGAUGCAUCUGCAACGUUAUCCACAGUCCGGUCUUUCCAAGCUGCUGCUGUUCGUGAAGCUGAUACGGAUUUGGUCCACAUUUUGAAGCUGUUUUGGGCCAUUGACAACCAGUCAAACAGUCCGAAGCCUGAAGACAACGAUUCCGAGCAACAUUUCCGGGAAACAUUUUAUCGCGACGAAGACGGAAGAUAUGUGGUGAGGUUGCCGUUUCGAAGGGAUUGUCAGGAGCUUGGUGAAUCACGUCAGCAAGCGGAGAAGAGAUUCUACCAGCUGGCACGAAGAUUAGACAAGGAUCCACAAUUGAAGAAGCUUUAUUCUGAAUUCAUCAGUGAGUACAUUCGUUUGGGUCAUUGCAAAGUACUCCUGGGUCCGGUCAGCGAUAAUGCAGAGGCUUAUUAUAUGCCACACCACUGUGUGCUUCGACCCGACAGCUCCACGACAAGGUUGAGAGUUGUGUUCGACGCGUCAUCGAAAAGUGGCUCCGGGGUAUCGCUUAAUGAUCUGCUGAUGGUUGGACCCCCAGUCCAAGAAACAUUGUUCGACAUCGUGCUGCGUUUCCGCCUUCAUCGCUAUGCAUUCACAGCGGAUAUAUCGAAAAUGUACCGAAUGGCUUCGAUGCACGAGGACGACACUAAGUUUCAACGGAUUUUGUGGCGCGAAUAUCGAUCCCAGCCACUGAAGGAGAUUGAGUUGACAACGGUCACCUACGGGACAGCCGCCGCUCCGUUUCUUGCAACGCGUUCCCUCAACCAGCUUGCCGAAGAUGAAAAGGAGUGUUUUCCGGCCGCGAGUAAGCCUAGUGUGAGUGUUGUUAGGGCAACGAAGAGACAAGUAAUGUCAGAGAUUGCCCGUCUAUUCGACUCGUUGGGUCUGCUUGCCCCGGUGAUAGUGAUAACUUAAAUGAUUAUGCAAGAUUUGUGGAAGUGUGGUUUGGAUUGGGAUGAAGAUCUGUCGGAGGAGCAGUUGGUUGAGUGGAACACAAUAAGGAACCAGCUGCCAGAGGUAGCGAAGAUGAAGAUUCCGAGACUGGUGAUCAUCGAUGGAGCUUGUCGUUUCGAGAUACACGGUUUUGCAGACGCUUCUAUGAAAGCUUAUGGAAGUUGCGUGUAUUUGCGGAGCAUUAAUCAGGAAGAAACAGCGGAGGUGCAUUUGCUAUGCGGAAAGUCUCGGAUUGCCCCCAUCAAGGAAACCAGACGACAGUCGACUGAUGACUCAAAUCCAGCUGAAUUGACCAUACCGCGCCUGGAGUUAUGCGCUGCGAAGUUAUUGUCAGAGCAAGUCACACAGGUCCUGAAUGCUUUGGAAUUACCGGUGGAUCGAGUGGUAUUGUGGUCUGAUUCUCAAAUUGUGCUCGCCUGGAUUGAGCAUGUGAAACCUGAAACACCAGUUUUCGUCCGGAAUCGGGUUUCGCAGAUUCGCGAAUUGACAAACGGCUUUGAAUGGAAGUACGUACCGACGACCAUGAACCCAGCUGACAUGAUAUCCCGCGGUGUGUAUCCUUCAAAAUUGGCAGAUAAUGAAAUGUGGUGGAGAGGCCCUACGUUUCUACGUGCGAUGGAGGGCGAACCGGUGGUAUUGCUGUGCGCUGCGGCUGGGUCGAACCGAACGAUGACUACUCCAGUAGAAGCAACGGUUGGAUCUGCUGUUCCAGAAAAUCGCAUGUUGGAGUUGAUUAUGAACACCAGCAAUUUUCGCAAGCUAGAAAGAGUCGUAGGAUAUGUAAUGAGAUUCGUAACGAACUGCAGACUGGAAUACGAUAAACGACGUCGAGGACAAUUGACAAGUUUGGAAUUUCGAGAAACUAUGAAGGUAAUGGUCAAGGUAGUACAGGCUGCUGAAUACCGUAAUGAAAUCAAGUGUGUGGAAUCAGAAAAACCUGUAGUUGGAAGGCUUCUCAAUCUGCGACCUAUGCUGGAUAGUGAGCGAUUGCUGAGAGUUGGAGGACGACUACAAUAUUCUGACCUCCCGUAUGAACAGAAGCACUCCAUGAUUAUCCCAGAGAAACAUCCACUGACAGAAAUGUUAAUCGAAACUCUACAUCGUGAACAUCUGCAUUUGGGACAAAACGGGUUGCUUGCAGUUAUGCGACGCUAUGUUUGGCCAGAGAAGGGAAAACGAGCCAUACGUAGGGUGCUGAGACGGUGCGUAAGGUGCUUCCGAAUGAAGCCAAAGGAGACAAACCAGCUUAUGGGUAAUCUUCCAAGGUUCCGAGUCACAGUCGCCGAUCCGUUCAUCAGAACUGGCAUCGACUAUGCCGGGCCUGUUUUGCUAAAGCAAGGGCGAAUGAAAGCACCGAUCAAAGGAUAUAUUGCAGUAUUUGUGUGUAUGUCCACAAAAGCAAUACACAUUGAGCUAGUGACAUCGAUGACAGCGGACUCGUUCCUCUCUGCGCUGCAACGCUUCGUGGGCAGACGAGGGCAUGUUGCCGAAUUGUUCUCGGACAAUGGAAAGAAUUUUAUCGGGGCAAAUCGAUAACUGACUGAGUUGCACGAGCUGCUUACUUCGCAAGUAUUGGAGAAGAAGGUGAGUGACUUCUGCCAGGUGCGUGGCAUAUCGUGGAGCUUCAAUCCACCAAAGGCUCCCCACCAGGGCGGAUUAUGGGAAGUGUGGGGUAUGAACAAAGCUGAGUAGCAUUUCCCAUGCGUGUAUUUCCCCUAGCAAGCAUCAGUGACAGUCAGCACCAUGACGGGGUCGUCGUCAGUGUGAUGCUGCCUCAUUGACGAGUGGACUGUUGGCGGGGCAAGUCGCCAUCACCGUGAGGUUCCGUAUUAUGCCAAGUGAUUCUACUGCAGUUUGCUAAGAUGGCUGGGAACGGAUUGUUCCAGUGGGUUGCCCGGUAUUCACAUUGGCGAUCCUGCCAGGAGUGCAUCAUAAUCAAUAACAAGUUAAUCAUAAAAUAGGUAGAAUCACUUGGCAUAAAAAUAGUGAGAGUAAACAAAUCGUUUUGGUGUGUGAAGUGUGUGGUGGUGCUGCAAACACAGUGAAGUGGGUGUUGCAAUUCUGCGGUUCCUGGCGAAAGCUAGAGCGCGGAAAGUUUUAGCGUUCUGUUUUAGCCUUGGUUCUAGCACAAACACAUGAACAAAGGCGCGGUGACGUGGUUGAUUUUUGUUGUCGACUGGUAGCACGCUGUGGAUAGGUGGUCGGUCGAUGAUUGCAUGCAUGUUUCUUCAUGUUCUUGCUCGGCAUGGAUGGUCGCGCUUUCGUUGAUUCCUCGGAUCGUACAUGCUCGUGUUGUCGCUCGGUUGAACGGUAAAUGCAAACAGGUUGAUGUGCAUGAUGGUAGAGGUGUUUGACUAUUGUGAAUGUUGCCGUAAAAUACUCGCGGCGUUGGUUGGUUGGGUUGGUUUUUGCUCGGGUUUUUGGUUGGGCAAAUUAAUGGCGUGUCGAACCGCCGAAAAUUUUUCUGCAUAAGGAAAAUGCAGGGACGUGUAAUGAAAACCGUCCAAGGAAACGGCAUUUUUGGAUAACCGCCGAAAAUUUUUCUGCAUAAAGAAAAUGCAGGGACGUGUAGUGAAAACCGUCCAAGGUAAAGGCGUUGUUGGAUAACCGCCGAAAAUUUUUCUGCAUAAGGAAAAUGCAGGGACGUGUAAUGAAAACCGUCCAAGGAAACGGCAUUUUUGGAUAACCGCCGAAAAUUAUUCUGCAUAAAGAAAAUGCAGGGACGUGUAGUGAAAACCGUCCAAGGUAAAGGCGUUGUUGGAUAACCGCCGAAAAUUUUUCUGCAUAAGGAAAAUGCAGGGACGUGUAAUGAAAACCGUCCAAGGAAACGGCAUUUUUGGAUAACCGCCGAAAAUUUUUCUGCAUAAAGAAAAUGCAGGGACGUGUAGUGAAAACCGACCAAGGUAAAGGCGUUGUUGGAUAACCGCCGAAAAUUUUUCUGCAUAAGGAAAAUGCAGGGACGUGUAAUGAAAACCGUCCAAGGAAACGGCAUUUUUGGAUAACCGCCGAAAAUUAUUCUGCAUAAAGAAAAUGCAGGGACGUGUAAUGAAAACCGUCCAAGGAAACGGCAUUUUUGGAUAACCGCCGAAAAUUUUUCUGCAUAAAGAAAAUGCAGGGACGUGUAGUGAAAACCGUCCACGGUAAAGGCGUUGUUGGAUAACCGCCGAAAAUGUUUCUGCAUAAGGAAAAUACAGGGACGUGAAAUGAAAUCCGUCCGAGGAAAUGGCGUUAUUGAAAAACUGCCGAAAAUUGUUUGCAUUAGGAAAAUGCAGCGAUGUGUAAAGAAACCCGUCUAAGGAAAUGGCGUUGCAUGAUAACUGCCGAAAGCUGUGCGUGAGGAAAAUGCAGGGACGUGUAAUGAAAACCGCCCAUAAAAAUUGCAUAUCGUUAAACAGUUUAAAAUUCGAAGUACGCAAUGAAAACAUAUCUACUGAAAAUAUGUUGUAGAACCUCUUUUGAACUCGUUUUGUAGAAUCUAUUUUCGUAUAAUGAAGGACAUUUGUGUGUUAUAUAUGGUCCAUCUGUACCAUCACAUUGAAGCAUUGAAAAUGGAGUUGUAUGAUAUACGGAAUCUUUAGUCUGAUAAAUCUCAAAUUGUUGGCUUCAUGGCCGAGCGGUUAGCGGCGCCAGUCGUUUAGGUGUCUCGUAAGCCUUGGAGUGUGGGUUCGAUUCCCGCUCCAGUCGGGGAAAACUUUUCGCCAAACGGAAAAUUCUCCACUGGGCCACUGGGUGUAAUAUGUGUUGUCCGUUGUGAAAUGUUUGUAAUGUUCAGUCUGUAGAGGCCGCAAGGUCGAAGACGGUGUAAUUGUCUUUUUAUAAAUCUCAAAUUCGUUAAUCUCUUGUUUUUUUUUCUUUUUUGACAAAUAAUUCUUACAAAAUAUGUUCGUUUUCGUUGAAUGCGUCGAAUUUUCGCAAUCGUGAAUAACGAUUGAUUUGAGUGAGAGAAAAACAGGGCCGGCUACAUAACGAGACGUGCGAAGUCGUAUAGAUGAUUGGUUAGCAUUGCAAGUUAUUAAUCAAAUGAUAUAGGUUCGAUAUUAACAAAAGUGCGUUUACUAAUCAAAAAAGUAAAUGUGGCCAUUCGUCUUAAUUCUUGUAUCUUGAAGUGUAUCUUGUUGCAUUGGUGCCAUAAGGAUGAAGAGAACGAAAUUGAGGGUUUGAGCGUAAAAAUAACAAGCCUGCUAGUCGAAAACUUUUUUUUUCUUUUCGGAGAAGAGGGAGAAUGUGGGGUAUGAACAAAGCUGAGUAGCAUUUCCCAUGCGUGUAUUUCCCCUAGCAAGCAUCAGUGACAGCCAGCACCAUGACGGGGUCGUCGUCAGUGUGAUGCUGCCUCAUUGACGAGUGGACUGUUGGCGGGGCAAGUCGCCAUCACCGUGAGGUUCCGUAUUAUGCCAAGUGAUUCUACUGCAGUUUGCUAAGAUGGCUGGGAACGGAUUGUUCCAGUGGGUUGCCCGGUAUUCACAGGAAGCAGGGGUCAAAAGCGCAAAACAUCAUCUCUAUCGGACGCUCAAUGAAUCGUAUCUCACUUACGAGGAGAUGAAUACGCUAUUGAUUCAAAUCGAGGCCAUUUUAAAUUCACGUCCGUUAUGCGAACAGUCUAAUGACCCACACGACUAUCGGGCAUUGAGCCCAGGUCAUUUCCUGAUCAGUCGUGAAUUGACGGCAAUUGCAGAACCUCUCUACGACACUGUAAAAGAACAUGCGUUAUCCAGAUACCAGUUAAUUCAGAAGCGGAGGCAGUCGUUUUGGAAGCGGUGGUGCAAUGACUACUUGACUGAGCUACAAAAACGGCACAAGUGGAAAAAGGAGUCAUCGUUCAUCCGAAGCGGCAUGAUGGUCAUUCUCAAGAAGGAGCACACUCCUCCCCAGAGCUGGAGACUUGGAGGAAUCGUUAACACACAUCCAGGGCAAGAUGGAGUGAUCCGGGUGGUAACGGUGUGAACAAGUACUGGCGAGUACCGCAGACCUACGACGCAGAUUGCGCUGCUGCCGAUACCCGACAACGAGGAGUGCGGGGACAAAUGAUGAGUUGUGCGGAGCCCAAGGGGGGAGUAUGUUUAGGAUAGAAAACGGGGGAUAAUUUCUUCCAGUGUAACAAUGAACUCGUUUGAUUUGUUUUGGCCAAUGAGGCAUUUCUAGUUCAGUGCAUUUAUGUAACCAUUUCCUGUAACAAAGCAGAAUUAGUAUUAAAACGGAUUUUCGUCAAACAGACGUGUUUUUAUUUCGUGACGAGAAAUUACAGUCCGCCGAAAUUGCUUCCCACGUGUGAUACGAACAAUGAGCGUAAUCAUUUAUUUGCGUCGGAAUCUAUAAAUAUUCACAACGGGCAAUAAAAUUUAAUGCUUUUCUUUGGUACAUGGGGGUUUUGAAAUUAGUCUAUGCUGGAACCAUCUCGGCAGGGCUUCUAUUUUGGGUACUUUUCUGAUAUUGCUUUUUUUGCACCGUAUUCGACCCCCUGCAGAAAUUUUUUGUCACACCACAAUAUGUUCCCACCAGUUUCAGCAUACAUUGGUUCGUUUCGCUGCUAGAAAUUUUAAGCGUCGGUUACACUUUUUGGGUGGUGCAAGGAAUAAUCGGUUUGUUUACUUGCUACUUUCCUUGGUGUUUGACGUGUGAACAAAUAUUUUAGAUGAUUGAACAUUUGCACGGAAAUCUAUAAAGCAAAGCAAGAUGCAAUAUAACUCAGUCAAUUUUCAUCCAAUUGACAUAAUUUUUGGUACGCGGUGAGACUCAUAGCACAGACAGACAUAUUACUUAGAAGAAAAUUGCUUCAAAAACAUCGUUUGGCAUCUCACUAGCACCCUCUAUAAUUCUCAAUCCGAAGCAUUCAUUUACAGGUGUUGUUUCCCUCGGCUCGAUGUAACAAUUUUGCAGGUGAUGACUCCCCCGUGGCGUCAUCCAUUCAUAAAACAUGAAUGAAGGUUCAUGAUUGAGUCAUUUUAUGUAAACAUUGAUCGGCGUCGCGUUCAUUUCUCUCCAAAAUUGAGAAGUGAUGUAGGCACAGCAGCGCCACCAUGACACAUGCGAGCACAGUCCGAACCACACAUUAUUUUCAAAAUGACCGUUAAAUCGUGCAAUGAUUUAGAUUUGAGUAGUAUGUCUGUGCUGAAACUACCCAUCGACUGGGUCAAUUCGACCCGGAUUUUCAUGUUUGUUUCUAUCAGUUGUCAAAAUCCGGGUAACCCAAAAACCCAGAUUCGUUGAAUUUGGGCAAAGAUCUGGGUAAUAGGCACUUUGUCACUUUUCGGCUUGAGAAUAUGGCAGCGGUCAGGAGAACGCUGGAAACUUUGGAAUGUUUUCGCGAAAAAUAUGCCGAUAAAUGACGGGAAAACAGGGGAAAUAUUCCGGGGAACUGUUUUCCAGCAUCAGGUAAGUGAACAGCAAGGCGACGUGAGACAUCUUAGAGAAGACGAAUGUCGUCGAUAUUUUGCAACUUUCUCGCCUUCGGCUAGGGAAUCCGCCCACGCUUUUUCGUCCCGCCGACAUGAGUGCUUCACUUCCUUCCGCGAGCCGAAUAGCGCUGAUAGAAAAGAAGAAAAGACAAUUCACCGUCUUGGGCCAGAGGUCGCACAGACUGAACACAUUACUAACAUUAGGCAACGGACAACACAUAUAACACCCAGUGGCCCAGUGGAGAAUUUUCUGUUUGACGAAAAGUUUUCCCCGACUGGAGCGGGAAUCGAACCCACACUCCGAGGCUUACGAGACACCUAAACGACUGAUGCCGCUAACUGCUCGGCCACGAAGCCCACAAAAUAUAUAGGCUUGGCUCCUCGUGUUUUGCUCGCUCUAUCGCGACUUGGCAUUAUUCAGCACAGUGCUGGAAAAAAUCACGAAGUUCAUACGACGGAGUCAAAACUAUUCAAAUCACAGCUACCCAUGGUUAUGAAUGUAAAACCGUCCGCUACGGUAGUCUAGUUUGUUGAAUUUCAUUAGAAACCCUAUGUUGCUACGGUAGUCUGCUACAGUAGAUCGCUAUGUGGCUGUUCUGACGGGAUUCUCUAGAUGGGUCAAGCUUGGAGACAAGGCUUUAGAAUGAUUUGGUGGCAAUGUUGGAUAGACCUUCGCUGGAUGAAUCGGUAGGACUCUCGGGAUGAUAAUAUUGGAGAAUCGAUACAAUAAUGACGAGGAUUAUUGAUGGCAGAAUCGGACCGACAUACGGGAUGGACCUUCUCGACUUCUCAGGCAAUUGAGAACAAAACUAACUAUUUUAUAAAGAUUGUAUUUAAACAAGAGGUCAUCUAGGAAGUUAUGGUUAAGAUUUUUUUUUUAUGGUGUUAGCUUUUUUGAUAAAUGGCACGCUGAUUGGCGUGGGGUUUUUACGCUGCCUGGUAUUCAGCGACCGACAUGCCAACUGGAACGGCGUCUUACAUUAUAAUCAAAAACUGACUCCACCAGUACACCAUCAUGCACAUAAUAUACUUGAUUCUUGAGAGCUUAGGGAACCGGAAGCCGAUUUGCGUUGUUUCACACUUUCGCGUCGGUGUGGUGCGGUGCGGCGGCGUACACGAUCACUUGAAUAAUGAGACGAGAUAGUCUGCUCCGAGGUUUCCUCCUGCUGAAUCACGGAUGACGCUUACGUGGACCAAGGGAAAACCGAUGAUUGAAAGGUUUAACCAUGGGUGUAAAUAUGCUGCAAGGUACUUGCGAGAUAUCGGGAGCGUGUCAUCGGAAAAUACUGUGCUUUGGGUAUAGACGAUAUCCCUAAUGAAGAACGCUAGUACGACAAAUGAAUUUCAAUGAAACUCAUUUGGAGCUCCCGCGUUGAAUCUGCUACUGUAGUAUUUUUUUAGAUCGCCUACUAUAUUGAUUCAAAAAAAUUACUCCCGCAUAUGAAGAGCCAGCGAUACAUUCAUCAAAUUCAAGCAAACUACUGUUACCAUUCCCAGCACUGAUUCAGCAUGACCCGUUUAGCCUAUUUUUCAACCCAUGGACUAUAGUCAAAUAUAUUUUAACUUCCAUCACAUUUUCCAGGGAACUUAUUCGUCGACAUGAUGAACGACCUGAUUCGUCGGUAUCGUGUGAGGGAGAUCGCCAUUGAAACUUA
This is a messenger RNA of Aedes albopictus (Asian tiger mosquito), 9103 nucleotides long. RefSeq lists its product as uncharacterized. The transcript is spliced from 2 exons. The coding region runs from base 1 to 1017 and encodes 338 amino acids. NCBI's taxonomy places the organism in Eukaryota, Metazoa, Arthropoda, Insecta, Diptera, Culicidae. The record is from RefSeq and is a predicted model, not a curated record.